This is a messenger RNA of Zea mays, 912 nucleotides long. RefSeq lists its product as uncharacterized. Gene Ontology annotation, molecular function: DNA binding. Gene Ontology annotation, cellular component: nucleus. NCBI's taxonomy places the organism in Eukaryota, Viridiplantae, Streptophyta, Magnoliopsida, Poales, Poaceae. The record is from RefSeq and is a predicted model, not a curated record. The transcript is spliced from 6 exons. The coding region runs from base 1 to 912 and encodes 303 amino acids.
AUGGCGACGGACUUCUUCUGGUCGUACACGGACGAGCUGCACACGUCGCGCCGCCGGGAGAUCCUGGCCAAGUACUCGCAGAUCAAGGAGCUCUUCCGCCCGGAUCCGUGGGGCUUCCUCAAGGGCUUGUCAAGAACAACCGGCCAUGCCAGGGGUUGCAAGGGAAGCCCGUCCGCGGUUGUCGCACCAUUCCCCACCUCGAAUUCGGGGUCUCCAAGCCCAGACGCCAUCAGCGCCCGCCGUCAGCGAUUUGGCAACCGCGCAGAUCUAGACCAUCAACGCCUUGGGUGGAGGGGAUUCUUGCAUGCCGCGCAGAUCCAGGCCAUUCCCCGCCUAGUACAUGGACAAACCCCCAAUAGUGUAGCAUCGAAGUUUGUGAAGUGGAGGGAUGUCGUCGUUCUCUGCACCCACCGGCCGCCCAAGCCUGCACCCGACGCGCCCGAUGCUGAUCUUACCGGUGGCUCAAAGCAGGCGGCCACCACGACGCCCUUCUACCUUGCCUUAGAUCACACAGCUUCUGCCACGUCGUCUCCACCGCCGGCGGAGGCGCCGCCCCUGCCGUGUGCUGCCAACAGCGAGAGGGGAUCCGAAAUAAUCAAGGCGAAGAUCAUGUCCCACCCACUCUAUCCGGCUAUCUUCAGAGCCUUCAUAGACUGCCGGAAGGUCAGAGCGCCGCUAGAGAUUAUCGGCCGGCUUUCCGCCCUCGUUGAUGACGUCGAAAUGAAUUCAGACGACAGACAAGAACAGCGACGAGCAGCAGACCCAGAGCUCGACCAGUUCAUGGAGAUCUACUGUCACAUGUUGGUGAGGUACAGACAGGAGCUCACAAGGCCAAUCGAGGAAGCCGAUGAAUUCUUCAGGAGCAUGGAGGCACAGAUCGAUGCAUUCUCGUUAUUAGGUGAUUAUGUUUAA